AUGGAAGUGGUCUUGCAUUAUCGACCACAUCAGAGAGAUCUAAUAAAGCUGCAGAAAUUUGCAGAAGCAGCUAUGAAGGAGUUUCCCAUUCGUCAGUUACCAAGAUUUACACCCUGGUUUCCAAAUGAUUUGUACAGACUUCCCCUCAAGCCAAAAAAGUGGCCACCUGUUAUUUCUUGUGAGGAAGCAGAAGAAUUGAAACGACUUUCUACACCUUCAGAAUAUGUUACAGGAUCUCCUGAUUAUGACUGCACAAAAAAUCUCCUUGAGUUCCAGUCUAACAUGAAACAUGGGCAGACUUCAAUCCAAGCACAGACUGUUCACAGACCAAUUAACUUGGACAAUCAAGGAGAACCACCACCUAAUGGAAAACAGAAAUUGAAAAGGUCUUGGAGUGUCUCUCUCCCUAGCCCUAAGCUUAAAGAAAAGAUUCUUCCUUUAUCUCAAGAACUGCAAAAUAAUUUGGAAAGACUAAAGCUGCAUGCAUUUUAUAGAGCAAAGUGGACAAUUGAACAGUCUGUUUCUAAUGAUCAGAAUUUGGAGGACAUCUGGAUAAAACUGAAUAGACUCAUCAAGCAGAAUGAGUUGCCAUCUUGCAAUGCUACUAUCCAAAGAUCUGUGGGACAGAUAUGGAUUUUCUGUGAUAUAUUAUACUGUGAAUACGUUAGAAAUAUUCUUAGGGAAAAGCUAAGCCUUACUGAUAAAAUGAAUUUGAUUGUACAUAAAUUUGGAAUUAUAUUUAGUUUAUAA
Antrostomus carolinensis (chuck-will's-widow) is the source of this 750-nucleotide messenger RNA. It is a transcript of the gene SHLD3, whose product is annotated as shieldin complex subunit 3. Lineage: Eukaryota; Metazoa; Chordata; Aves; Caprimulgiformes; Caprimulgidae. Gene Ontology annotation, biological process: positive regulation of isotype switching; positive regulation of double-strand break repair via nonhomologous end joining; negative regulation of double-strand break repair via homologous recombination. The coding region runs from base 1 to 750 and encodes 249 amino acids. The record is from RefSeq and is a predicted model, not a curated record. The transcript has a single exon.